Molecule: messenger RNA, 15315 nt
Organism: Paramuricea clavata
Lineage: Eukaryota; Metazoa; Cnidaria; Anthozoa; Malacalcyonacea; Plexauridae
Source: the annotation of a GenBank genome assembly
AUGUCCAUGAAAAAGCAACUCACAGAGAUAGACUCUAAGCUAAAAACUUUACGUCUUAAACUAAAGCAAGCUGAGGAAAUCAUAGCAAAACGUGAUAGAGAAGCCGUCGAACGGCACCAGAUUACCAUUUUGAAUUUAACUAGAGCGGUCGAAGAUCUUCGUAGCUCUAUCGAAGAACUAAAAUUUAGUGCGGGUGAAUCGGAAGAAACGGUCACAACAUGGUCUCAGGAGAUCGCGCAAGAGCUUUCCUACGCCGAUAAAUCUUGCGCUGAACUAUCUAAGUGCGCUGAACUAUCUAAGUGCGCUAAAGUGAUUGACGAUGAAUUUAAAGCGGCUGAAGAAGCCAAACGGCAAGAAACUGUGAUUGGAUUUGAAAAACAAUUGAUACAACAAAAGCUUGAAGCCGAACUCAAACAAAAGGAGCUCAGUGUGAAAUUCUCCGCGUCGGUAAAACUACCGAAACUUACAAUAACCAAAUUCAAUGGCACUCCUUUGGAUUGGGUUCGGUUUGAAGGUCAAUUCAAUGCGAUGGUAGAUAGUCAACAAGUACCAGCUAUCACCAAAUUUUCUCACCUAAAGGAACUCGUUGUUCUACAUAUUAGAAGUGCGCUUGACUGUCUGCCAUUUACAGAUGAAGGUUAUGCACGCGCCAUAAAGUAAUUACGCGAGAAAUAUGGUCACCCUAGUGAAGUUGCCGGCCACUAUAUCAUUGCUUUGUUAGAGUUACAGCCUGUUACUGAGCGCGAUGUUCGUAAAAUACAUAAAUUUUAUGAACAACUAUUGUUCAAUGUCGAGAGCCUCUGCACACUGGGAAAACUUGAGACGAUUGAAGGUGCUUCCCUUUACAUCAUAAUUAAGAAAUUAGAGGUUUUAAAAGCAGAGUUAGUCACGCAUGUUUCGGGUGAUUGGAGAGAUUGGUCAUUUUCAGAACUGCUCGAGCCUUUAAGAAAAUGGACGGAGACAAAUGCGUUUAUUAAAACCGAAAAACGAAGCUCUAGGCGACCAGAAAUCUCGAACGGGAGUGCAUUUCACUCGCGUGAUUCUAAUGUGUGUGUUUAUUGUCAAAGUACCGAUCAUAAGACCACCCAGUGUAAUGUAAUUUCAUCGCCUGAAGCACGCAAGAAAUAUUUGGCUGAUAACAAGCUUUGCUUUAAUUGUGCCUCGGGGCAACACGCAGCCAGCAGCUGUAAAAGUAAAAUUUCCUGCCAAAAAUGAAAAAAAACGGCAUCAUACGCCCAUUUGCUUAAACCCUGAAGACAACGGUGAACUGGCGAUGACUUCAAACGUUAAUUUAACCCAUUUGAGAAAUGGAACAAAUAAAUUGCCUCCAACUACAGUAAUUCAUCUAAUCGUGGUAGUUAAAGUCGGUGGAAUGAAAUUCCGUGCGUUAUUAGACAGUGGCGCCAUCACUCGUAUGUUUCUGCCAGAUUAGUCGAACUCACGCAAGCAAGUGAAGUUAAAAAGGAAACACGUAGAAUUGCUACAUUAAUGGGUACUUCCACUUCCAAAUUUUCCCAGUACGAUAUCCGUCUCGAAUCAGUGAAAGGAAAUUUCGAACUGGAAGCACGCAUCACGAAAAUCGAGAAAAGUGAACUUUUAAGCUUAGAAAAUUCCCACAACUACGAGUUAAUUAAGAACUAUGCUCACUUGCGUGAUAUCGAAUUAGUCGACGUGGCUACCAAACAGAAAUUACCGGUCCACAUGAUUUUGGGCGCUAAUGAAUACGCCAAAAUACGCACGUCAAUUCAGUCUUGUAUUGGUAGACAAGGAGAACCAAUCGCUCAGCACACUCGUUUUGGUUGGGCAAUAAUGGCCCCGGGUUUAGAUAGUGAUGACGUCACUGGAUUCCUAGCUGUUAAUUCUUCGACAGACUAUGAGCGUUUAUGUGCUCUAGACGUUCUUGGUUUAGCAGACUCUCCCUCGGGUGAUCAAGACGUUGUGCACCAGGAAUUUCGCGAACAACUUGCACAUGAUCCUGACGGCGGUUGGUACGAAACAAGUUUGCCUUGGAAAGGUAAUCAUCCCUCCCUUCCUGACAACUGUAUAGCUAGUCUUCGCUGCCUUCAGUCAGUCGUCAAAAGAUUGAAAAGCACUAAUAAACUCGAAGAAUACAACAACAUCAUCAAUGAGCAGCUGGAACAAGGCAUAGUUGAACGGGCACCACCUGAACCUGUCGGUCGUGAGUAUUACAUGCCCCAUCGUGCAGUGAUCAGAGAAAAUGUCCGAAGCACCAAAAUGCGUAUCGUGUACGAUUGUUCAGCCCACGCUGAAAAGGGAAGCCCCUCGCUGAACGAUUGUCUUGAGACUGGUCCAGCUCUUCAGAACAAGUUAUGGGACGUCCUUGUCCGCGGUAGAUUCCAUCCCAUGAUCCUUGCUGCAGAUAUGAAGAAAGCGUUCCUCCAGGUGCGUAUUCGAGAAGAAGAUCGCGAUGCUCUACGAUUCCACUGGCUAAGGAACAUUAAUUCGAACGAAGUUGUGUCGUUAAGAUUUAUGCGAGCAUUAUUUGGGUUGGUGUCUUCUCCAUUUCUGUUAGGAGGAGUGAUAGAGCAGCAUUUGGCUAAUUGGGCGCCGAGAUUACCAGAUCGAGUUAACGAAAUUUCUCGGGAUCUUUACGUAGAUGAUCUUAUAUCCGGUGCCUCUUCUGUGUCCUCAGCAAGUGAUCUGAAGCAAGAUGCUAUCACCAUCUUUGAAGAUGCUUCGUUUCAGCUCCACAAGUGGAAUUCGAAUGCUCCUGAGCUUGAGUUGAAUCAACCUUCCUCACAGAGUGACACUGACCAAACCUAUGCCAAGCAACAAUUUCCUCCAUCGUCCGAAAGUGGCGGUAAACUCCUUGGUGUGGCUUGGGACAAACGGAACGAUACGUUGAGUGUGAUUUUCCCCCCAAAUCAAGACGUGUCAACAAAAAGAGAAGUUCUUGCAAAGCUGGCGAGUAUUUACGAUCCACUUGGACUCGCGUCGCCCAUCUUGCUCCAAGGAAAGUUGAUGUAUCGCGAUUCAUGUGAGAGAAAACUACCGUGGGAUGGUCCAUUGCCAGAGAACUUAGCGAAGCGUUGGAAAACAUGGGAAUGUAACCUGCCUCCUAUCAUAUCAACACCCCAGAGUUUGGCUACAUAUUGUGAACCGAUCGAAGCGAUAGAGCUGCAUUCGUUUGGCGACGCAAGUGGUCAUGGAGUUGCUACUGCAGUUUAUGCCGUAGUUCAUCAGCCAAGUGGUACAACGCAAGACCUGGUAGCCGCCAAAUCCAGAUUAGCGGAGCAAGGUCUCACUAUUCCUCGACUGGAGUUGGUUGCUGCACACAUGGCAGCAAAUAUCGUAGAUAACUUGCGGCGUGCUCUUGAAGGUUUCCCUGUCGUCUCGGUACACGGUUGGACCGAUAGCACUGUGGCCUUGCAUUGGAUCAGUGGAAAUGGGGACUACCGUCAGUUCGUAGCGAAUCGCAUGCGAAAGAUCCUGGAACACAACAUCGACGGGUGGAGACACGUUCCUUCAGGAGAAAAUCCCGCAGAUUUAGCAAGUCGUGGUGGCUUGGUUGACAACGAUCUAUGGUGGAACGGACCGUCGUGGUUGUCCAGUCCUAAAAUGUGGCCGACGAAUCCUGUUACGAAACCAAGUCCAGAGUCGGCAGCAGAGAAUAAACUAAUUUGUGAAGUGAUUGCUAACGUGACAGUGAGCGAAAGGGAUGAAUUUGACGAUCUACUCGAGCAAGGCAACCUGAAGAAAAUGCUAAGAGUUUGUGCACUGAUGAAGAGAUUUCUAGACAAAUGUUGUGGUAUCCCAGCCGCUAGUGGUCCUCUUACGUCAGUUGAGCUAGAGUCACAGAUGGAGUGGUGGAUACAACGAGUUCAAUCCCGUGCAGAAACCUCGCUGAAGUUUCCGGAUGACAAACUCCAACUAAAUCUUCAAGCCAACGAACGUGGGAUACUCGAGUGGCGUGGUCGAAUUCAAGGUCACUACCCUGUAUACCUGCCAGAUACGAGUUUGUUCACAGAGAAACUAGUUCAACACGAGGACUGCCAUACGAUACAUGGCGGGGUCGGCCUGACCAUGGGUCAUGUCCGUGAAAAUUACUGGGUUCCUCGACUGUGGAAACUUGCGAAAAAAGUGAUUAAGUCGUGUUGGGGAUGCAAACGCUUUCAAGCUCGGGCACUCGCUGUCCCUCCUCCCGGCCUUUUGCCCAAGGAAAGAACCGAGGGCUCUGCACCCUUUGAAAUCAUUGGCGUGGAUUUUGCAGGCCCCAUUCGUUAUCGAAAGUCUCCACGAGUUGAACGGAAAGCAUACUUGGUUCUGUAUGCAUGCAGUUUAUCAAGGGCCUUGCAUCUGGAAAUCCUUCCUAAUCUCGAGACAACAACCUUUCUUGGCAGUCUUAAGCGUUUGAUUGCUUGUCUGGGUCGGCCAGUGAAGAUGAUAUCUGACAACGGUGGUACAUUUAUCGGGGCUGCGAGAUGGAUGAAACAAGUUAGAAAGAACGAGCAGCUUCAAGGCUAUUUGGCAGAUGAGCAGAUUCACUGGAAAUUUAAUUUGAGUCGUGCCCCUUGGUGGGGUGGACAGUUUGAGAGAUUGGUGGGGAUCUUUAAGCGUGCCUUUUACAAGUGCGUUGGGGGAGGUACGCUUUCGUGGAAUGAGCUUGCAGACAUGGUUCUCGAUGUCGAGAUUCAAUUGAACAGCCGUCCCCUGUCCUACAUAGAAGAAGAUAUUGACCUUCCUCUCCUAAAUCCUUCGGCGUUUAUUUACCAACGGACGAGUCGUCUUCCCGAGCAGGAACCUUGGCGAGAAGAAUAUACGAAUCUUCGUAAGCGAGCAAAGCACUUACGCUCAUGUAAAAACGCACUAUGGAAACGCUGGACUGGGGAGUAUCUGAAGGCAUUACGUUAACGGCACAACAGCAAUCGGAAAGAAAAGUUCAUUUCUCCCGCGGUCGGUGACGUAGUUAUCGUGCGUACCGACGAAAAGAAUCGAGGUAAGUGGCCACUCGGUGUUGUGGAAGAGUUAUUCCCUGGACGUGACAGAAUCGUUCGAGCAGUCAAGUUGCGUUGCGGAAGAUCCCACCUAGAAUGAGCGGUCCAACAUCUCUAUCCUCUCGAGUUAAAGUGCAAGGCGAAGAAACCGUCGAAGGACGUCAAACUAGAUCCUCAAGCGAAGCCAUUUCGUCCAAAGCGAGAUGCAGCAGUGGUUGCAGAAUUAAGAGUGGAAGAACUUGCCCAAGAGGACAAUUGAAUAUCUUUUUUAAUAGUGUUCUAGCUUGUUUACUAACUAGUCUAUUAUAUUUAAAUCAUAGAACGUGUUUUGUUCCUCAGUCGAAAGAACUGAUUACUGAUAAUUCAUUAUUUCACUUAUAGAAAAGUCUGCUAUAGAAUAGUUUCCCUUUGCAUGUAUCUCCUUCCAGGAGUUACAUGGGGGAGUGUGUCGGAAACUAUAGAGAUUAGGGGGUAAUGACGUAGGUGACAUAUCACGUGAUUCUUUUAGGUGCUAGAAUCUUAGUGAUUUGGGGGUUGGGUAUUAUAAUAACUUUGUACUUGUUGGUGUUGGGUGUAAAAACUAUCUUAAAACGUACAAGUUUGUGAAAGUGUGGAUUUCUACAACGUGUUCCCCACAAGAACAUCCUUGAUCUUAUCCUCACUAACAUUCCUGAAUCAGUCACUGAUAUCUCAUGCAUAUUACCAAAAUCAAUGGACCUCUUUAGUGACCAUAAUCUCCUUUUUUCCGAAUUCAAAGUAUUCGCCAAGUUAUCUUCCUCUGACACGCGAACUGUUCUGGAUUACCGUUCAGCAGAUUGGGAGGGUUUGCACAGAACUCUUUCAUCGAUAAAUCUCUCUCCAUCGACAGUUUCAGAUAAAUUAGAUAUCGACAAAAUCUGGAAAUAAUGGUACGAUGGUUUUAUGAAUGCUGUGUAUCGUCAUAUUCCAACCAAAAUCCUUAAAAAACGCAAAUCUCCUCUUUGGUUUGACAGUGAAAUCCACCACCUGUUAAAUAAAAAAGAAACAGCUAGAAGAAAAGCUAAACUGAAGAGCUCGAGCACAGUCUGUAGGAAAAUUUCCAACACCUUUGACGUUCGUGUAAGUCACUUAUAACUCGAAAGCAAAAAGAAUUCGUCCAGUCUUUGCCUGGUGUUAUGAAAUCAAAUAAGAAACGGUUUUGAUCGUUAUUCAAAUCGGUUUCAAGCUCAUCAAGUGUUCCCAGUAAAAUUACCUGGAAGCGCGAUGAUGGGACUGUUACAGCAACAAAUCCGGAAGAAACUGCAAAUCUUUUAAACAAUUAUUUCUAUUCUAUGUUUAAUCAACCUCUUUCCCAAGAAGAUUACGAUGCUCAUCCAGUCCCGAACACAACAUCCUGCAAUCCAUUAGGUGAUAUCACAAUUUCACCUGAUGACAUUAGACGUAUUCUUCUUUCUCUUGAUGACAACAAAGCUACAGGUCCAGACAGAAUUCCAGCUACAUUGCUCAAAUGUUGUUGUGCUCCCUAUAUAUCUUCAUCGCUUAGUGAUCUCUUCAACAAAAGUUUGAGUUCGGGCAAAAUCCCAGCAGAAUGGAAGAUCUCCAACAUAAUACUAUUCCUACAGGUGGUGUAAAGAACGAUGUUUCGAACUUCCGACCAAUAUCUUUACUUCCCAUAGUUUCUAAAGUCCUAGAAUGCUGCAUCUAUGAUCAAAUUAUCAACCAUGUGUCAAGUCAGCUGCAUAACCUUCAAUUUGGGUUUCUCAGGGGGAGGUCUACAGCUGCUGCAAGUUCUUCAUGAAAUUGGGAAAUCACUUGACCAAAGAAUCCAAACUGAUAUUCUUUAUCUUGAUUUCUCAAAAGCCUUUGACAAACUUGAUCAUAAGCUUCUACUCAAAAAACUAAGUAACUUUGCAAUUUGUGGAAACCUGCUUAAUUGGUUUCAAAACUACCUUGCAAACCGCCAUCAGAAAGUCAUUGUCCUAGGCAAGACAUCGUGUCCAAUUCCCGUACUAUCAGGUGUUCCUCAAGGCUCAAUACCUGGACCUCUGUUGUUUCUAAUGUACAUGAAUCACUUACCUCAACAGACCACGACAUCGUCCGUAGCCCUGUUUGCUGAUGACACCAAGUGUUAUCGUGCAAUAAGUAAAGCCCAGGACAUUAGGGAUCUCCAGUGCGAUUUUGAUAAAAUCAACAAGUGGUGUCAAGUAUGGCGUAUGACCCUAAAUCAGUCUAAAUGUGGUGUUCUCACAGUGACAAGAAAUGUAAUUUCUGUUCAGUCAUCCUAUCACUUGAUCAAUGAUCAUACUAGCACCUCACUGAUCAAGAAACUAGCUGUACAAAGAAAUCUCGGCGUUUUAAUUACUGGAGAUUUCAAAUGGAGCAAACAAGUUAAUGCUGUAUGUACAAAGGCCAACAGAAUGCUGGGAUUCAUAAGAAGGACUUCAGCCAACAUGCGCGAUCCACGUAUAAGAACCUCACUGUAUAAAACAUUAGUUCGAAGUCACUUCGUGUAUAGCUCACAAGUCUGGUCACCACAAUCUGUAGCACUUAUCCUUGAUCUCGAGAAAGUACAACGGCGUGCAACAAGGUUUAUAUUAUCCUUAUCGUUUCAGUCUGAAACCAAUUAUGAAGAUCAGCUGCUAUUAACAGGGUUACUUCCUUUGUCCUACUGGCAUGAGUACCUGGAUUUGGUAUAUUUCUUCAAAGCUCUGAAAUCAAAUUAUCCAAACAUUGUUGUGAAGUCUAGUGGUUGUGUCACAAGACACAAUUCAACUAAAAGUAUUUUAACUAACGUUCCUAGAGUAAACACUUUAACUUUUCAAAAUAGCUAUUUUAAUAGAGCUCCUAGAACAUAUAAUUGCUUGCCAUCUUAUAUCCGUGACACUGACGUCACAAUUGGCCAAUUCAAAUCAUACUUGUUGAAAUAUUAUCACGAAGUGACUGAACUUAUAUAUGACAUUAAUGUAUCACAAUCGUUUAAAACUGUCUUUGUUAAAUGUCACUUUGUCGAGCCUUGUAGAUAAAAUGUGUUGUAAUUGAAGUAAAUGUUUAGUUUAAGGGAUCCUGUGAAUAGGGCAAUAAGCCCUGUAGGGAUCACCAGUCAUUUAUGACAAAGCUAGUAAAUAAAUAAAUAAAAUACCCCGGCACGUAAGUGAUCUGUGAGGAAAAUAGGAGGGUCUGGGAUCCUCUCCCAGAAAACGUUUAUAUUUUUGAUGCUCAAUUACAGCAUCUCUGGCAUUUUCUGAAGCAUCUACAAGGGUAACGAAUAAAUGAGAAGAUUGUUUUAAAGGUAGGUUUACAUUUGAAGAAGAAACUGAAAGUGAGAAAGAGCUGGAGAUGCAAGAGAAUCGAAAGAAAAAGAACGGGAAAACACGUGGCAGGGGAAGUGCAAGGGGGAGAGGUAGAGUGGCAGACCAAGGGAUUGGACAACAAGGAGGUUGUGGACAAAGAGGUUGUGGUAGAGGAGUCGUGGUAGAGGAAGAAGUCGUGGUAGAGGAAGAAGUCGUGGUAGGGGAGGUCGUGGAGGUUGAGGGCAUUUAAUUGAACAGCCAAAUGCUGCAGAAAUUCUAGCCAACCAUGAACAAGAAUUGGAUGUAAGAAAACUCUUUUUAGUCUGACUGAGCUAGUAUUAAAACAGUUAAUUACUUUUAAGUUGUUAUCCCAUGUCAUUAAGAUCAAGGCUAGAAAAAUUAAAAAUGAGCUGAUCUUGAUCUUGACCAAGUAGGCCUUUUAUUUGAAAUAUAUACUAAAAUUUACGAAGAGUCUAUUUUUUAGGACCUAAUAGAAGCAAUGGAUUUUGUCAGCCUGAAAGACUUUGCAAAAGCACUGUUGAGGAGGCAGCCAGGAGCAUAUGCUGAUGUUGUGAAUGGUGAGUUGCCAGGUGCAAAUCAACCCCCACUACCAAGCCCAGAACCUGAAAAUCCGGCCCCUGCAUGGUGCAACUGUGGAUACUGUGUUGUCAUGCCAACUCAGGAGGAGAACAAAUGCUGUUCUGAAAGACCAGGACGUAGCUGCAUCUCAAAAAGCAAUCUAUUUAGGCAAGUGAUUCUUGAUGGCAUUGUAUUGGAUCUUGCAAUGCGAUACAGGAAUAUGCUUGUUCUAAAUGAAGUUAGGAACAAUCAAAACUUUCGACAUGCAGCAUAUCGACAAUUCGUAUUAUGGCAAUAUGGCAAGUUGGGAAGGGGCAACAGAAGAGUUGUUCCGAGCUGCUGUCACAACAAUACGUGCUGCAUCUUACCCUUCGCCGAAUGGUAUUUAUACAGGCUAUCAGCCUUCACGUUUGUAGACAUUUAUUUUGUUAAAGACACACAAGUCACUAUUUGCGCAACAGUAUUCAUUUUAAGGAUAUUUACAGUUCAAAACUGAUAUGAUAUUGUUCUGAAACAAAUCCAAUUCACAAUUAUUUGGUUAGUUAGUCAUUGUAAUAAGAUUGCUCAAAUGUUGACUGUGUGCAUAUUUAACCCAUUAACUGGCAAUGUGCCCAACUUUUGUAUUUACUCUGUCUAACGCCCAACAAUUUUACUCAUCAGUGAUAGAGUACUGCCAGUGAAUGGGUUAAGAUAUGAAAACUAGUUUACUGUCUUACACAUAUAUGAAAGGGACAGAUUCCCCAUUUGUGCACCUUUCAUGCAAAUAGAAAAUACAAAAUAUUGUGUUUCACAUGGAUGUAUACAGUGUAUACUGUACCUUUUCUCAGAGCAAUUUAAUUUUUUGUUUAACCAUUAACUUCCAAUAAUUUUCCUUUGAUGAGUAAAAUCUUUUGGCCUUAGACAGAGUAAGAAAAUUAGAAGGGGGUGCAUGGGAGUGCAUUGUUUGUGAAAUGGUUAAGAGAUAAUAUCUGUCAUUAACAUGCCCCUAUGGAUCGGUUAAAACUACUACUCAUCUGUCUAAUUCCAUAUGAUUUUAAUUGUCAAAGGAAAAGUCUUUGACUGUCAAAUGUGCCCAAAUUCACAUUACUAAUUAGUACUUAAUCUGUCUAAUGCUAGAUGAUUUUACUCGUCAUUGGUAGAGUACUGCCAGUAAAUGGGUUAACAAACCUAUCUUAAUGUGCCCAAAUGCACCCUACUCUGUCUAGGGGCACUGGGGGUGUUGAACAUUAAUGGGUUAAUUAUUCAUAAGUAACCCAUUUUCUUAAUUAACUCAUUAAUGUCCAAUACUUUUCCUUGAAAAGUAAAGUUGUUUGGUACAGUAUUGGAUAGAAUAACUACUAAAUAGGGACACAUUGUGUGUUAGUUUCACAAUCCUCUUAUAUUUGUUAUCAUGCAUGGCUCUUCGGGUGGGAGAAAUUUGCUAAAUAUGCACAGUGUGACUGUUUCGCUCUAUAUCAGAGCUCAUCAGCAUGCCUGGGAAACAUUGAUGAAAUUUUGAUUAACAUCAACGAGACCGACAUGGAUAGCCUGACCCAUGGUGGGGUCUGGGGGUUUGAAAUCAGAGUUUUCCUUCUCUUAGAUGAAUUGCCAACAAGGCUUAUGAGCUCCAUCUACCCAAACUCUGAUAUUCACCUCAUCCCUGCAGAUCCACGAGUGUCGGUCUCUAAAAUCUUGAUUUCUGUGCCUCAACAAGUGAUUUUACUGAAGGAGGAUAAACAGGAGCUAUAUUGGGAGUUAUCUUUCUUGGGUCUUCACCCAACAAACUAAUUCUCCUAUUGACAGUUCCACCAGAACGGAUUCUUUUCUCAAAAAUCUUGAGCAGGAGCUCUGGGAUAUGGGUGUAUUGCUUUGGCACCAGAACACGAACAUGGCACCAGCGUUGUGUUCUCUUACUAAACUUACGUCCAAACCUUUAAUUAAGUAACCAAUUAAAAUCUAUAAAUGCAAUUACCAACUACCAUAUAGUAAAUGACAAUGCAACAUGCAAAAAUUAAAUAAACAGAUUGCUGAUAUUAGACAUACCGAAGUUGACCAUCAGCUGUAGUUGCUUGUUCUCUGUCUUUGUGAUGGUUGAAAUCCAACGCAGCAAGUUGAUUCCUGGCACGGUACACUGGAAAUCUACAGAUAAACAAGUUUUACUACCAUUACUGCAUAUUUUAAUUAAAGUAUACAAUACGUACAAUGUACUGUAAAGCUAAUUUUUUUCCCUGGGAAAAAAGGUAUAUUUUCCAAAUAGUUUAUUUGCCCAAAUACUUACGAAUAUGCAUGACGUUUGGGAGCAUACAUCAAAAUAAUAUUAUGGAACGACUCUAAAAACCUGUGUGUCUACAAAUUUAGAAAAUGGAAUAAAAAUUAGUGAAAAAUUAGUUGAAUUCUAAUGCAAAUGCUGCAUUCUUAUUCAGUAAUUCAAACAUAAGGAACCUGAUUAUACCUGAAAUUAGUGUAGCACACAAGUGUGUUCAAGAAGCGAGUAUCCAUGACAAUCUUGGUGAGUGCUUGAGUGCAGGGGAUCCUUUCUCCAACCAGGGUUUGUUUCAGUCUUCUUCGCUUAAUGGAUCAUGGCCACAUUUGCCUGUAUUACCACCUUCUUCCAUCAUCCACUCAUGCUCAUUAGCAAUGUGAUGUAAUAUCCCUGUCCAUUUAUCCUAUUAAAAAUUGCAACCCAACCUCAUUCUUAAUGCCAUCUAAAUGUUUUGCCAGUCAGUUCACUUUGUAUAUACUGUAGCAGUGUAGCUCAAUGUUUCGUGGUUGUAGAUAUUCAACUACAGUAAGCUGUGUACAUACCAUUGAACAAUGAAGACCCUGGGAAUGUGGUUGAUAUCAACCUACAGUAUAUUAUUUACUGACCUUAAAAUGCAUGUCCAUUUUACAUGAAAAAAUGGUCAUUUUAUAAGAAUGUUUAUGGAAGAUCUUACCUUGAGCUUUUUUGCAUCAUUAUUACCACAAGAGGCCCAGGCUCGAUUUGCCCGCGCCUGCCUGUGCCUUCCUUAUAACGAGGGAAGGACGGAGACAUUGAGACCGAAAUAGCCCAGACUUGGCAUAUGUCACACGAAACUAUCCUCGAUUUUUCGCUUUUAAUGCAUUUCUUUCACGAUUAAUCGAUAUUCACUCCAAGAAUGAUACCGUAUAACUCUCAAAACAACGAUGCUGUAAUCAAAGAGCUUAAAUUCGCUCUGAAAUCCAUGAGGGAAUAACAAAAUUCGGCCAAAAUAUAUCCGCGUGCCCGGUUUGCUGUGCAAAAAGCGGAAGUCGUUGAACAACUCAAAAUACACUCAACCUGAUUGGACAACGAAUAUCAACAAACGUUUCAAAUUUUUUUAACAAACACAAUGUGAAAUACAAUUUAUUAUACAUAUUAACGUACUACAGUUAUAUUUACAUGCUGUAAUAUUUACACUUUAUAACGUUUGUGAAUAGUUUUGAUUGUAUGAUUGAAAUUAUUACAGUACUGUUAAAAAAAUUGGAAAUGUUUGUUGAUAUUCGUUGUCCAAUCAGGGUUGAGUGUAUUUUGAGUUGUUCAACGACUUCCGCUUUUUGCACAGCAAACCCGGCACGCGGAUAUAUUUUGGCCGAAUUUUGUUAUUCCCUCACGGAUUUCAGAGCAAAUUUAAGCUCUUUGAUUAAAGCAUCGUUGUUUUGAGAGUUAUACGGUAUCAUUCUUGGAGUGGAUAUGGAUUAAUCGUGAAAGAAAUGCAUUAAAAGCGAAAAAUCGAGGAUAGUUUCGUGUGACAUGUGCCAAGUCUGGGCUAUUUUGGUCUCAAUGUCUCCGUCCUUCCCUCGUUAUAAGGAAGGCACAGGCGGGCGCGGGCAAAUCGAGCCUGGGCCUCCUGUGUUAUUACAGGUCUUUUAACAGUACCAGAGAUGAUUCCUGAUAGAUGGUGCCCACAACUUCAGUUGUUCAUUAUUUUUAGCUUUGGCCACCUAAAAACAAAGCAUAUACAGUACUUAAACACAACAAUGUUAAAUAGUAUACAGCUGUUUUAGCAUAUCUUAAUAUACCGUACAUUAAAUUUGCAUUUAUCUUGAGCAACUUAUUACUCAAAAUUCAAAAAGUUUCAGACAGCUAUUACUUCAAGGUAUAGAAUAAAUAAUUGCAGGGACCACUGAGUAUUUUCCUAAUGCACAGAACAAUAGUUACUCGGACAUUAUGAAAAUACUUGGUUUUAUUGUAUUGUUUCUGUAAUACCAUAUAAUGUAAUUGUUCUUUUACUUUUAUAUACUUAGCUGAGUUUGGACCAUAUAAUUUGAUCAAAUACUUACAGCAUUAAUUUUUUUCGCAAUGUUUUUUCCACCAUGCCAUACGUCAUUCUGAUGGCCAACAUUUCGAUACUUUUCUGCCUUUUCUAAUAUAAAAGAGACAAUGAGUAGUACAAUCAUGAAAUACACAGUAAAAAGUACAAACUGCAGUGAAAAGAGGCCAGGAAGUAGUGCAAAGAAUUACGGGAAUCACUCAGUAUUUUAAGAAAAUACAAAAAAAACAGUAACUCCGAAUAACAUUUGAUUUUUAAUAUAUGUUUCGAAUAGUUUGUAGUCAUCCUCAGGAUUAAUAAUCAAAAUGUUAUUCAGAGUUACUGUUUUUUAGAGGAAAGAGUUUGCCAACUUUUAUAUAUUGGUUUAAUUCAUGUAGAAACAGAGUUAGACAAGGAAUUCUUGAGAUAUCAAUAAACAUUGGUUGUUGCUUGGAUGACAUAUCAAUUUGUCAUUUGACAAAGUUGACACUUACUCAUCACUGAUGCAACCUCAAGGUGACCAUCUGUAACCACCUCUUUGACGAUUAUUGGUGAUUCCAUGUGAAGUGCAUCCAUCCCUCUUUCAAACCCAAUUCUCUCCAGGUUGUUGCUCUUUCCAGAGGCUUCCCUUACAUCCACAACAUUCAUUUGGAGGAUAGCAUUAUCUUGCAUGUCUGCCAGGCUGUAGGUGCAAUAUUGGGCAGAAUGACCAGGAGAGUCAUUCCUUCCAUCUCCACUCAAUAUGACAUCUUUACCAGCCUUUUCACUCCAAAGUUGUUGCUUAUGUUGUUCCCAGAACUCAUUGAUUGUAGGGAUGAUGUACAACUUCUGUUACUGGUUGAACAGUGUAGAUGAAAAAUACUGCAGAUUACAGAAGUUGAACAUCAGCCCUACUUUGGUAUAUGAGUUACCUGACAGCAACAACGCAGACGAAAGUAUCAGAUUUCCUGCUCUGAUCUUGUUACAAGAUGGUUGAGCUGCCCAUCUCCCACCAACAUGCCCAGACGGCCACUUCCAGGAUACCACAAGGCAUGUUCCCACAUAUAUUUUAUGAUAAACUAAGGGACGACCACAAUCUUGUCGUUUACAGACACUCCCAUGUACAGAUGUGAGCAAUGAUACAAGAGUGUCUGUAAAAACAAUACACUUUUCCAUUUUUAUGGCUUGUUCUGGGGUGACAACUUCUACGGUCGAGACACACUGAUGUAAUGUAACUGGUUGGCUGGAUCCGCCUUCUUCAAUCCCAUCAUCAGGCUCAUCUCCAUCAUGUCCAUUGAUAGUUAUAUUGAGCAAGUCAUCUACCAAUGGUUGAUCAAAACCAGGAUCAAAUGAUCUAAAAUUUCAGGUAUACAAGUAUGUGCUAUAUAUGGUAUAGUUAUGUAUUGAUAACAUGGAUUUAUUGUCGUUCCAAUUGAAGUGUUGCUCAAAUAUUGAUUCAAUACAUUACUUCGGGCUGACCAAUUCAUUUGAUCAAGUUCCUCGAGAUAUUCAUACACUUCCUGUGAAAGAGCCAAUUCCAAGUAUUUGAUCAUUUCUGGUCACUUCCUUUCUAUUUAUGAUUGGUUAGUUGCACAAACAACAAAGGUGAAUUGGUGCAUUCAAACUAUUCAACAGGAAGUUUACAAUUAUACUAGGAAGUGUGUGAAUAUCUCGAGGAACUUGAUGAAAUGAAUUGGUCAGCCCGAGGUAAUGUAUUGAAUCAAUAUUUGAGCAACACUUCAAUUGGAACGACAGUAAUAUAUUUCUAAAGAAUUCUUGACUUACCAAUAAAAUAAUUAUAAUGCCUGUAAUAAAUUUGUAUUAAUAGUAUAAAUAACAGACUCUUACUUACUCAUGAAAAUCUUAUUCAUCAAGAGACAGCAGGUCAGGGUCCCUUCUGGUGGCCAGGUCGUCAGUUAAGUCACCAAUGUCACCUUCACUUUCUUCACUAUCACUUUUCAUGCCAGGAGAACUUGCACUCAAGAUCUCUUCACUUAUGGGAUAUGGGUCAGAUCUAAUAAGUAAAAAUAUACAGUAAAGCUAUAUAGCAGGAAAUUAUUGGUUAAAGAUAGGGUACAGUCCGGUCUGCACAUGCACACAUAGGAGUCUCAUGCCGUGAUAUAAACACUUUAAUUAGGUUUUUAUUUCAUUUUAUGUUCUUGCAAAGCCUGGUUGUAUCUUGAUCAUUUAUUAUACUGUAGAAGCAUGAAAAUAUAAAUAGUUGUCGAAUAAAGUUCAAUAUUUUGAAUACCGAAAUGUAAACAAAGGCUUUGUUUACAUACGGACUGUACCCUACCUUUAGCA